Messenger RNA from Nymphalis io (European peacock), 6376 nucleotides. RefSeq names its product nipped-B protein (gene Nipped-B). Gene Ontology annotation, biological process: replication-born double-strand break repair via sister chromatid exchange; regulation of gene expression; establishment of mitotic sister chromatid cohesion. The transcript has 27 exons. Gene Ontology annotation, molecular function: chromatin binding. The record is from RefSeq and is a predicted model, not a curated record. Bases 123 to 6038 code for a protein of 1971 amino acids. Gene Ontology annotation, cellular component: Scc2-Scc4 cohesin loading complex. NCBI's taxonomy places the organism in Eukaryota, Metazoa, Arthropoda, Insecta, Lepidoptera, Nymphalidae.
UACAUUUCCUUGAUUAUCUAAAUGUUAGGAUUAUGUUUGAUUUGUCCUGGAUAUAAAUAGUUAACAUAAUGUUACAGACAGCAUUAGUAAACCUGGAAAAAUAAAUUGAAAUUGACAUCAAGAUGAAUGAGAGGGAUAUUCCAAGUGUCCCUAUUACAACAUUAGCAGGAGUAGCUAGUUUGACUGACUUGUUACCAGUGCUUCCAUUACCAACACCCUUACCAUCAACACUUAACAACAAGUCUCAGUUGUUUCAUCCUCGUGUUGCUGAAGAAGCAGCCAUAUUGCUUGCAACUCGUGAUGACAACCUUGUUUCUUUGUUAUUGCAAUCACUAAUGCAAACAUCAGUGCAACAUAUAGACUUAAAGGAUGAAAGCAUACCUAAUGCAGUCAGUCCAGCUCCCCAACAAACUACGCCUGAAUUGUUAAAGGCUAUAUUACAUGUAAACCCCAAUGUAUUUGAUCAACAACAAAGAAACCAUUGGGGUAAUAAUCACCUUCACACAUCAAAGUUUAAUGGGAUGUCACCAUCUUCUACAUAUAAUUACACAUCACACAAUACAGUCCAUUCAAGUCCCUCAUCACAUGGUACAUCCAUACAUUCAGCUUCCAUUCCUAAUCAACAACUCAUAGCUCCUCCCUGCCAGUCUUCACCUCAUGUGAAUAUUGGUUCACCUCCUUCUCAAGCUCGGCCAGGAAGCCAAGUUAAUAUUACUGCGCAAAAUAAUGUUUCUCCGCCUUGGAAUACUUCAAAUCAGUCCAACAUAUAUACAAGUCCACUUUCGAAUCCUUCAAACCCUCAAAAUGGUGGAUAUUAUAACAGUUUAGUCCAAGAUAGUAGAAAUUUUGGUACUAAUAUAGGCGAGGACAAAGAUCCACUUUCCAUAUCACCUAGUAAUAUGACUGAUCAACAAAAGCAACUAAUGCAGUCUCAAGAUAAGGCAUAUGAGCAAGAUGGUAAUGUAGUAACUGGCCAAUCUCCGGCCCAAGCUAGUGUGGCGCCAUCUCCAUUGCGUCACGAACCGCAAGUGCCUCAGCCAUCUAUGGGCGCUCCAUAUGCACCACCACCAAUGCUACAAAAUACUACACAGGAAAAACAAGAUCCCAGUAGAAGUACAAACUAUAUGAAUAGCAGAUAUCCUGUUGUAAAAUUAGGUCGUCUUUCUGAGGGUAUCUUAAAGAAACAUGAAAUGCCGAAUGAGGAAAGAAUGAGAAAAAACAGUACAGCAGAGUCAGAUUCUGACGACAAUCAACCGCUAAAAGCAAAAUCGAGUAAUUCAACACCAGCCGUAGAUAAAGAUAAAGAGGCAAUAGAUAUAGCUAGAGAAAAGAAUUGGGAAGCAGUGAAGAGGAAACAUGAGGAAGCUAGCAAAAAAGAAGAAGCUGAAGCAGCAAUUGUUCGACCAAAGUUACGAAAAGUCGAAAGACGGUUGGUUCCCGUACUGGAAAUGUUGUCUGUCGACGAACUUAUGGAAACAAAUACGUAUCAACGUUUCAACAAAUUAAUUGAAUCCGUUUUUGAGACUAUUGAUGAUGAUAUAAUAGUAACUGAUGAAAUGGAGGGUACAGAUAUUCCUGAAGAUAUGUUGCUGCCUCGGUAUCAACUACAGGAGUUAUGUGCUGAAGCGGCAAAACUAAAAAAUCUCGGUGCUAUGGAAGCCAUUCCAGCUGAUAGAUUAGUCCGGCUGCUGAACAUAUUGGAAAAAAACAUAAGAGCUGCAGAAAAAAUGUCUCUUAUAGGGGAUCCCGAGGAUAGUGAAGAAAUGCGACAAAUAUGGAUAGAGUCUGCAUUGGACAGAGUCAUGUGUGCAUCUGAUUCGAGUCUCACGGCCUUGUACAUAAUGACUUCUCCGAGUAUGCCUAAACGCAUAUUCUUAGAAGAUGUAAUAGAUAGAAUCAUUAUGUUUAUAAAGUUUCAACUGAAUAACACUAUUUACUGUGUAUAUGAUCCGGUUUACAGUAUUCAAAGUACUUCAAAAAAGAAAGUGGACGGGCGCAAGCGGCGCGGCGGCGGCGCGGGCGGCGCCAGCAAGCGCGGCGGGAACUCCACGCGCGCCGUGCGCGAGCUGUACACGCACGCGCACGAGUGCGUCACGCUGCUCGCCGAGCUGUUCGCCGCGCACCACCUCACCGACACCACGGUGCUGCACGCCUCCACGGUCGGCGUGUCGCCCUUCUUCGUCGAGAACAUCAGCGAGCUGCAGCUGUCCGCGCUAAAGCUCGUCACGACGAUAUUUACCAAAUACGAGCAACACAGGCGGCUGUUGCUGGAGGAUAUUUUGGCAUCCAUAGCUCGAAUACCGAGUUCGAAACACAACCUCCGCUCGUUUCAAUUGAGUUCUAAUCAACACAUCCAAAUGUUGACGGCGCUCGUCCUGCAACUCGUACAAAGUGUCGUCACUUUGCCCGAAACGCUCUGUAAAUCGAAUGACAAAGAAAAAGAUAAGGAGCACUCCGAAUCUGAUAAUAAGAAGCAUGUAGAUAAAGAUCUCAUGAUUAUAUCAAAAUAUGAAGCUGCCAUUAGUGUGGGUGGUACGUUUCUCACAUCAUUCCUGAAUAAAUGUCGGAGUAGAUCGGAAGAAGUCGACUUUCGACCCUUGUUCGAAAACUUCGUCCAUGAUCUUUUAACAACAGUCAACAAACCGGAAUGGCCGGCAACGGAGCUGUUGUUAAGUCUACUCGGAACAAUGCUCGUAAAAUACAUGUCAGACAAAUCGAUGGAGAUGCCGGUGCGCGUGGCGUCGCUGGAGUACCUGGGGCUCGUGGCGUCGCGACUGCGGCGGGACAGCGUCACGUCCCGCGCCAAGCUCGCCACCAUGGACGCCGUCGUGCGGGACAUCCGUGCCGAGGAGGAGAAGGACGGCUGCCAGCAACAUUCUCUUACAUCGGGAUUAGACGAAGACGAGGAAAGAACAGAAUUCCUACAAAGGGUAUUGCUUGAUUACUUGGCCAUUAACGGCCAAAAAGAUCAAGCAUGGAACUGCGCGAGGCAUUUCUAUAUCACACAGUGGUACAGAGACAUGGUGGUUCAGCCGAAAAAUUCCUCACCUACUAAAAGACCGAAACAUAAAUCGAAGAAAAAACAUAAAGAGGAGAGCAGCGAAGAAGAAUCUGACCCAGACGAUGAUAGUGACGGCGGAAUUAAAGAACCGAAGUUAGAUAAAAAACACGUUUCGAGUGCUAUUAUGUCGGCAGAAAAAUUCAAGACCAUCGAGCGACGGAAGAAUUUCUUUCUUGAAAAAAUUAGACCAUUCCGUUAUCAAGGUGGAACUCAAGUUCAAGUAAUGCAGUCAUAUAUAGACUAUAGUGGAGCAGAGUUGAUCUCUCAAUACUUAGCGUCAAAGAGGUCGUUUUCUCAGAGCUUCGAUAGGUACCUUAGGAAGAUUCUAGUUAUUUUGUGUGAGAAUACUAUUGCUAUACGUACAAAAGCGAUGAAAUGUUUGACGAUGAUCGUCGAGGCCGAUCCCGCGGUGCUGGCGAGGCCGGAUAUGAAGAUAGGGGUGAACCGAUCGUUCCUCGAUCAAUCCACGGCCGUACGAGAAGCAGCCGUCGAUCUUGUCGGCAAGUUCGUGCUCAGCCGGCCUGACCUGAUCGACAAGUAUUACGAAAUGCUCUCGAAUAGAAUAUUAGACACGGGUGUCUCAGUGCGUAAACGAGUGAUAAAAAUCUUGAAAGACAUUUGUAUUGAGUGUCCGGAGUUUCCGAAAAUUCCCGAAAUCUGUGUGAAAAUGAUCAGAAGGGUAAACGACGAAGAAGGAAUAAGAAAGCUGGUAAUGGAAGUUUUUCAAAAUAUGUGGUUCAGCCCUUGUCCCAACUCUGCGAGGCACGGCGCGCUCGACAUCACGGCGGCCACGGCCGACCCGCUCACCAGGAAGGUGCUCAACAUCACCGACGUCGUCGUGUCCUCGCGCGACAUGGGCCUCGAAUGGUUUCAGCAACUACUCAUGAGCUUGUUCAAACCGAAAGAAGAUAAAGAUGACUCGACGAAAAUUAUUUACCAACCACCCAAAUCUCUAUUGGUUGCCUGCCAGCAAAUUGUUGACUGCCUUAUCGAACACUUACUACAGUUGGAAGAAACCAAUACAGAUGGUAUGGGUUCAUCACAGCGCAUUUUGGCUUGUCUCUCGACGCUGCAUUUAUUUGCAAAAAUAAGACCACAAUUACUCGUGAAUCAUGCGUUAACUCUACAGCCUUAUCUCAGUCUAAAAUGUCAGAAUCAAUACGAGCAGCAAAUAAUGUCGACGGUGGCGUCGACCCUGGAGCUAGUAGUGCCGCUCAUGGAGCACCCGAGUGAGGUGUUCCUGGCGCAGCUGGAGGAGGACGCGGUUAAGCUAAUCCUGCAACACGGACAGUUAGUCAUUGCGUCCUGCAUCGCCUGUCUAGCGGCCAUUGUCAAUAACCUCACGCGCAACUACAAGCUUAUCAGGGACGUCUUUAACAAAUAUCAUGGUGUGCUGCUACAGUGGAAACACAGUUGGCAGCGCAACCCGGACAUGACUCGAACGCUGCACACGAGGCCGCACUUUCGUCGAGCACUGUUUAUCGUUGGACUACUUUUAAGAUACUUCGACUUCACCGACAGUAAAGUUAUAGAAGGCUUAACGAGUGACAUUAAGGAGCAAGUAUUUGCGACGCUUAUGUAUUUCGUGGGCUUAGAAGAUGAAGACUUUGUAUCGCAUACCCUCAAAGCACUUGGUUCUGUUUGCGUGCGGCACUACGAGUUCAUGCUGCGACCAGAGCUGAAAGAGUUCUACCAUCAACUUCUGACCUCCGAACUAGCGCCUAUAGAAAUGAAAGCUGAUGUUCUUAGAAAUAUUGAAAUGUACUUACAAGAAGAGGAACAGAGGAUGAUUAGACAAGAUAAGGAAUGGUCGAAGCGAUCGAAGCACGAAAAUUUAAAGGAGAUGGGAGAUGUGUCGUCCGGCAUGGCGUCUACCGUCAUCCAGUUGUACCUCAAGGAGAUCCUAGGCUCCUUCCUGCACGGGAGUACCGUGGUGCGCUCCAGCGCCAUGAAGGUUGUGCAACUGGUUCUGGCACAGGGACUCGUACAUCCCGUGCAGAUUGUUCCAUAUUUGAUAUGUAUGAGCACAGACACAGAGGUAACGGUGUCACAUACGGCCGACAAAAAUCUUCAGGAAAUCGAUAAGAAAUAUCCGGGUUUCAUACAUAUGAAGGCACAAUUAGGCAUAAAAUUGUCGUACCAGUUACAAAAAAUUUUACAAAAUAGCAAAAAAGGAGUAAUUAGAGGGUUUAGGAAAAAAGAACAAGACGACUUACCAACAGCUCUUAACGGUUUUUUAUAUUCGCUGUUGCGUAAUACGCGGCCACAACGGCGAGCCUUAAUAUUGUCGCUAUUGAAACAAUUCGAUGAUGUUUCUACUGCGCCGCUGGAUCAAAUGUUGUACCUGGCUGAUAAUUUAAGCUACUUUCCAUAUCAAGUUCAAGACGAACCACUUUUUAUAAUACACCAUAUUGAUAUUAUUAUUUCUACCUCGGGAUCAAAUUUACUACAGCUUUUUCGUGAGGGCCUCGAAAAGACAGGCAGCGAGGAGAAGGAGUCGAUGGAAGAAGAGGAAGACGAGGAGGAGGAGGUGGAGGCGCUGGUGGCGCGUCUGCCGCUCGCCACGCGCCCGCUUCGCGACGCCAUGCGCCAGGCGCGCGGCUGUCUGCUACUGCUCGUGCUCAAGCAGCACCUCAAGCAGCUCUACGGGUUCACGGACGCGAAAAUCAACCAGUAUUCUCCGUCGGAAAGUGUAAAAGUUUACGAGAAGGCUGUUUCCCGGCGGCUCGCGCCUCAGUUCGAGCCCAAGGCCACGAUCGCACAGUUGCAAGACACGAACGACGAAAAGGAACUCGACGAACGAGGUCGAAGAAGGCUCGUCGACGACUAUCUCGAGUUCAAGCAGCUGAUGCUGAAGUUCGACCCCGAGGAGGAGGAGGACGAGGAGGCCGCGGCCGGCGCCGCGCCCGCGCCCGCGGCCGGCGGCGGCGCGGCGGGCGGCGCGGGCGGCGCGGGCGGCGGCGCGGGCGCGACCUAGCCGCGGGCCCAGCCGCGCGCUCCCGCGAUGGACGAUAUUGUGUCAGUGUGACGUGCUGUGACGCUCCGGGCACGAUCGCUUCGCUACACACGUACGCGCCCGAAUCCUCCGCUCGGCUCUUUUCGAUUCGAAGACGGUCGAUUAUAUUAUCUACGUUGGUUUAAUUUAUUACGCGGCCGAGCCGCGGGUGACGCCGCGAGCGCGCUCGCCCGCGGCGGCCGUGGGUCUUGAAUUCUUUAUAUAAGUUAUAUUUGAGAAACUCGAUUUUGUUUUAUAUUAAAAAGUCUUGUGUGUAGAUAAUUUUUAUGAAGAAUAUAAAGUAUAUGUACCAACACUGA